CAUUUAGGGGGAUCUAUCAAUCAAACGGAGACCGAUGGGGCCCGAAGAGCAUACGUUCGUAACCUUUGCCCACCAACGUUAACCUUAGAAAAAAUCCGCUCGCCAAUAUCCUUGGUGCCAAGGGGGCCCUCGUCGCAGGCAUCACUCGAAGUUCGCGCUGCCGGAAGAAGAGCGGUUAAUACAUUAGCCGGAAACGCGAUGAACAACUCUUUGGUGAUUCUUCAUUUUAACGACGUUUACAAUGUCGAGCCAUCCGGCAGGGAACCAGUUGGUGGUGCAGCCAGAUUUUGUACAGCAAUCAAAAGCUUCCAACAUCUUAAUCCUUUAGUAUUAUUUAGUGGUGAUGCUUUCUCGCCAAGCAUGCUUAGUACGUUUACAAAAGGUGAACAAAUGGUGCCAGUUUUAAACGAUGUCGGUACUCAUUGUGCGGUUCUUGGUAAUCACGAUUUUGAUCAUGGUUUAGAAGUACUCUCUCAAUGGGUCGCGCAAACUCAAUUUCCAUGGUUAAUGUCUAAUGUGUUAGAUAAUGAAACGGGGCGCCCUUUAGGCGAAGGACGAAUAACUCACGUUGUUCAUUGGGCUGGGAAAAGAAUAGGUUUGGUUGGGUUGGUUGAAAGAGAAUGGUUGGACACUUUGGCGACGAUAAAUCCAGAAGAAGUAACGUUUUUGGAUUUUGUUGAAGCCGGAACUAAAUUGGCUGUACAAUUAAAACAAGAAGGUUGUGAUUACGUAAUAGCCUUAACACACAUGAGAACACCAAACGAUAUUAAACUAGCUGAAAAUUGCGACGAAAUCGACUUAAUAUUAGGCGGUCACGAUCACGUCUACGAAAUAAAAGACGUUAACAGUCGUUUGAUUAUAAAAAGCGGCACUGAUUUUAGGCAGUUUAGCAAAGUGACCAUUCAUUUUGAUAAAUUUAAUUCAAACGGAAAACCACUUGUUACUGUGGAAGAAAUUAAUGUUACAUCACAAUAUGAGGAAGAUCCCAAAUUAAACGAAAAAUUAGAGAAAUAUACUAGUAUGGUUGAAGGAAAAAUGGAUGAGAUUCUUGGUUGUUUUACGGUACCUUUAGAUGGAAGAUUUUCAGCCAUUCGAACGGGCGAGUCUAAUUUAGGAAAUUGGGUUUGUGAUGUUGUAUUAGCAGCAACCGGUGCUGAUUUAGUGGUUCUAAACUCAGGAACGUUUCGUUCAGAUCAAGUCCACCCAGCAGGAGAAUUCACAAUGCGCGAUCUCGUUAAUGUAAUCCCAAUGAGAGAUCCUUUAACAGUUUUAUUAAUAUCAGGAAAAACACUUAUUGAUGUCUUAGAAAAUGGAGUUAAAAUGUACCCAAAAUUAGAAGGUCGAUUUCCCCAAGUAGCCGGGCUUAGUUUCGCUUUUGAUCCAAGAAAACCACCCGGAUCCCGAGUUGAUAAACGCUUCAUCCGAAUCGGGGAUGAAUACAUCAACGAGGAUCAAAUGUAUAGGCUUGCAACGAAAAGUUAUUUAAAAUCAGGAUGUGAUGGAUAUGUUAUGCUAAGAAAUGCAGCUGUUGAUUUAGACGAAGAUGUUUGUCCAGAAUUGGGGUUAGCGAUUCAAAAUCAUUUUCAAGCCAUUAAUAUCAGACAGGGCAAAACAAAAAAGCUUUCGAAACAUCGACAAUCGUUGGUUACAUUGUCACGAAGACAUAGUUUAGUGAAAAUGUUGGAUGGAACUGAAUUAGAUGGGCCUCCACCUUUACGUAGAUCUAGUACUGUUGAAGUUAAUCCGCAACAAACAACCCGAUUAACCAGAAGGGCUUCUUUAGAUGAUUUAGAACAAGAAUCUUGUCAGUUAACUCCAAAACUUGAGCAACGAAUUAUAAUUAUUAACAACGAUGAAAAACUUCAAGAAUUAGAACUUCUCAAGCAAAGGCUAGAACAAGACGCUGUUAUACAAGAAGUAGACGAAUGUUCACCUCAAAAUUGAUUACAAAAUUAGGUUAUGAAUAUGAUAAGUAAAAAGUGCACAAUGUAGCGCAAAAUUUUGUUAAAGUACAAUAUUUUAACAAUAGGAACUUUAAAGGUGUGUGAAUGCUCUGAAAAGUUUUUUUUUAAUACCGUUAGAAAAGCUGACAAAAAAGACAAAAGCCAAUUACAGUUCGCCUUAACGUCUUUAGAUAUUUCUCGUUGAUAAUUAUAUAAUAUGUAUUACGAAAAUGCGUAGCUUUUUACAUUUAAAUGAUUUUUUUGAUUAUUAUAUAACUAUAUUCCAACAUU
Messenger RNA from Onthophagus taurus, 2234 nucleotides. NCBI's taxonomy places the organism in Eukaryota, Metazoa, Arthropoda, Insecta, Coleoptera, Scarabaeidae. The record is from RefSeq and is a predicted model, not a curated record.